AUGAGCCACCACCUUCAAAUUGAUUCAUCUGUUGCUCACUGUCCAACCCACCCGGAAAUUGUUUUGCGCAAUGCUCGCCGCGGUCUUGACGUUGCCAGUGGCUUAAAUCGGAAUUUUGUCGCCGCCAUUGAAGAACUCCAAACAGCUUUUCGGUCACUGCAGCGCAAGUAUGACGAGUUCAAAGUGGAAUUGCAAUUUCUUGGGUCACAAAUGGAGGCAGCUCAGCGAAUG
This is a messenger RNA of Aphanomyces invadans, 231 nucleotides long. RefSeq lists its product as hypothetical. The record is from RefSeq and is a predicted model, not a curated record. The annotation marks the transcript as partial. The transcript has a single exon. NCBI's taxonomy places the organism in Eukaryota, Oomycota, Saprolegniomycetes, Saprolegniales, Verrucalvaceae.